CGAGCAUUUACACAUCUCGUUCGAUGACCGACAAGGAAGGGAAAGCAGCCAUGGCCACGCGCCAAGAGCAGUGCCGCGACAGCCAGCGGCGGUACCGCGCCAAAGCGAUUGCGGCGGCGCGCGCGCUCGAAGACCACGUCCGACAGCUCACGCUUGAGACGCUGCGCCUCGAAGGCCGGCACCGCGCCCUCGCCAGCAGCAUCCAUCGGCCGUUAGACCAUUUUUCGAGCCUCCUCGUGGCGCGCGAGUACUUUAGCGUCGCUCGGUUUGGCCUCGCCCGCAACGAUGCAAUGACGCACGACGCUCUCUGUCGACUCGUGCACGAGUCGGUCAUGUUCCACGGCCGCAUGGGCCACGCCGCGUACUUUGACCAGUGGCGCCAGUACGCCGCGACGUUCGAAGGCUUUGACAUGAUCUGCGACAGCAUGGAAUGCCUCAGCGUUGACGACGGCUACGUUGUCCACUGUGUCGGCCGCGUCAGUCUCCGACUCACACGCACGUCGCUCGCACGCGUAUUUCCCCAUACGCUUCGCGACGAGUACCUUGUGCAGCGCCUCAUCGAUUGCGAGCUCCAGGUACCACUGGUGCUGCGCCUCACGAUGUGCGACCAAGACCACCGCAUUGGUGCGCUGCACGCCACUUUGGGCUUUACGGCGGCGAUGGUGUCGCUGCUGCGUGCCAGCGACAUGGCGGCUGCCGUCAUGGCGUACGCCCGUCUCGAAGACAGCUGCCUCCUUGAAUAA
Messenger RNA from Saprolegnia diclina VS20, 743 nucleotides. RefSeq lists its product as hypothetical. Lineage: Eukaryota; Oomycota; Saprolegniomycetes; Saprolegniales; Saprolegniaceae. The record is from RefSeq and is a predicted model, not a curated record. Bases 24 to 743 code for a protein of 239 amino acids. The transcript has 2 exons.